UUUUUUUUGAAAUAUGAAAUAAUUUUUAAGCAAAUGGGCAACUGAAACGGAAUUUUCUCAAAAUGAACUAAUGAUGAUAAUGUGCGUAAAGUGGACAAAGCAAGUGUAAAAGCAGCAGUAGAGCAUAACACAAGAAUGAGGAAUAACAACCCAGCAGGGAAUACUCAUACUAAAUAAAGGAGCAACUGACGGAACUGAUAAUGGAGUUCAUGAUUGGAAUACCAAAGGAAACCAAGAUGAAGGCUCAACGGCCUUCUCCGAUCCUCCUAACCAAAGAGUGAAGAAGGGAGAAGUUACUCUUCCAAAUGGAGCUAAGUACUCAGGAGAGUGGAUGAACGGCAAAAGAGAUGGCUAUGGAACCCAGAUCUGGGUUGAUGGUUCUAGGUAUGAAGGCAACUGGAGCGUAGAUAAAGCUAAUGGACAAGGCAAACUCUUCCAUGCAGAUGGAGACAUUUACGAAGGAGGAUGGCUUGACGACAAGGCUCAUGGUUUUGGAAGAUACACUCAUGCUAACGGAGCCACAUACGAGGGAGAAUGGAAAGAAGAUAAACAGCACGGACAGGGUGCUGAAACAUGGCCUGAUGGAGCGAAAUAUAACGGUGCAUAUGCUGAUGGUAAAAAGCAUGGUAAAGGAACCCUCAACUUUGCAGAUGGAUCUGUUUAUGAUGGAGACUUCAAUAACAAUGAGAUUAGCGGUCUAGGAGUUUAUAGAUGGAACGAUGGCAAGAAAUAUGAUGGAGAGUGGUAUGGAAAUAAAAUGAAUGGGAGAGGUGUCCUUGAGUGGCCAGAUGGGAAACUCUAUGAAGGAGAGUUCUAUGACGACAAGAGGCAUGGCCAAGGAAGGUUUAAAUGGAAGGAUGGAAAAAUUUAUGAUGGCCCAUGGAGCCGAGGAAAGCAGGAUGGAGUCGGUACUUUUAUUGGUGUUGGAGGAGUCGAAAAGAAAGGGCUUUGGGAAUCAGGAAAGAGAGUCAAAUGGAUUCAGAAUGAAUAAU
Molecule: messenger RNA, 992 nt
Organism: Moneuplotes crassus
Lineage: Eukaryota; Ciliophora; Spirotrichea; Euplotida; Euplotidae
Source: the annotation of a GenBank genome assembly